This is a messenger RNA of Lepidothrix coronata (blue-crowned manakin), 4750 nucleotides long. It is a transcript of the gene KIF24, whose product is annotated as kinesin family member 24. The record is from RefSeq and is a predicted model, not a curated record. The transcript has 15 exons. Gene Ontology annotation, molecular function: ATP binding; microtubule motor activity; microtubule binding. NCBI's taxonomy places the organism in Eukaryota, Metazoa, Chordata, Aves, Passeriformes, Pipridae. The coding region runs from base 328 to 4572 and encodes 1414 amino acids. Gene Ontology annotation, biological process: microtubule-based movement.
UUGCCAUGGAGACACGGCCCAAUGGCCGCCGCCGAGCGGCGCCGCGGCCCGUGAGGGAGCGAGGGGGGUCCCUGCCCUGAGGGGACCGGGGUGGCCGCGACCGGGGAGGGCCCCCGCACCACCGCCCUGCCCGGCCCCGGCGCGCUCUAGAAGGGGGGAAGCCGUGGUAGGACAGCGCGGGGAAGGAUGAGAGGAGAUAUCCCCCCUCGGUCAGCCACGCGGUGCAAUUCCGGACGCGCGGAGCUUGAGGACAGGGUUUCAGUAGCUGUGGCAUUCAUCAAGUAGACAUCGGGCGUGUAGCAACUCAGCAGCAACUUUAUCUUGAAGAUGGCAUCAUGCCUUUAUGAAUGCCUUUGUGAGGCAGACCUUGAAAAAUACUAUCCCCAUUUUGCUGCCUUUGGUCUUCAGAAUAUCGAUGAGCUUGCCAAAGUUUCCAUGGAAGACUACACCAAACUGGGGGUCCAUGACAUGAACGACCGCAAGCGGCUCUUUCAGCUCAUUAGAAUAAUCAAAAUUAUGCGAGGGGAAGGCGUUGCAGACUCAAGCAAGCAGGAUUUUCAACCGCGUGGCCUUUUCAUUCAGCCCCAGGUGGCCAGGUCAGGUCCCCGUAGGCAGCUGCGUUUUGAGUCCUUCGUUGAAGAGAAUGAUGGAACAGUGAAAGACUCUGAGCGUGAAUUGUAUCGUUCAUCUGAUUUCAAUGCCAGUGAGGAGAAGGACAAUGCAGGGGAAAUGUUGGGACACGUUCAACCACAGGACUCAGAGCCAAUCAGAUUAACUAGAAGGGACCUAAAUAUUCCUGGAAUAUGCACGAAAAAGGACCUGAGCUGUCCAGCGGUUUCUGAUGAUAUUGCCCCUCUCCUGGGGGAUUCUGAAGCUCCUAUUGUGCAAAGAGUAACUCAUAUUUCAGGGUAUAAUUACGGACUACCUCAUUCCUGUAUCAGAUCCAACACUUCUGAGAAAGAGACUCCAUGGACAGAGAGUGAGAAAAUCAGAGUGUGUGUCCGAAAACGUCCUCUAGGCCUGAGGGAGGAGCGACGGGGGGAGGUGAAUAUCAUCACAGUGAAAGACAGAGAAACCCUACUGCUCCAUGAGAAGAAGGAGGCAGUUGAUCUUACACAAUAUAUUUUACAGCAUGUUUUUUAUUUUGAUGAAGUCUUUGGGGAGUCAUCCUAUCCUCUCAUUCAGCAUAUUUUUAACGGAGGCAAUGCCACCUGCUUUGCCUACGGGCAGACUGGUGCUGGCAAGACUUACACCAUGAUAGGAACUCACCGGAACCCGGGACUCUACGCCCUGGCUGCCAAGGACAUCUUCGGACACCUGGAAGCUUCACCGUCAGGGAAAGACCUUCUUGUUUGCAUCAGUUUUUAUGAGAUCUACUGUGGGCAGCUUUAUGACCUGCUAAAUGGAAGGAAGAGACUUUAUGCAAGAGAAGAUGGCAAGCACGUGGUUCAAAUAGUUGGACUGCAGGAGGUCCAGGUGGAGUCUGUAGAUGAACUGUUGGAGGUGAUUUUGAAGGGGGGGAAAGAACGUAGCACAGGAGCCACUGGAGUCAACUCGGAUUCCUCUCGAUCUCAUGCCAUCAUCCAAAUUCAGAUUAAAGAUGCAGCCAACAGGACAUUUGGAAGGAUAUCAUUCAUUGACUUGGCUGGCAGUGAAAGGGCAGCUGAUGCCAGAGACUCAGAUCGACAGACAAAAAUGGAAGGAGCAGAAAUAAACCAAAGUCUUUUAGCACUGAAGGAAUGCAUUCGGGCACUGGAUCAGGAGCAUGCACACACUCCUUUCCGGCAAAGCAAAUUGACUCAGGUGCUAAAGGAUUCUUUCAUUGGCAAUUCCAAGACAUGUAUGAUAGCCAAUGUAUCACCCAGCCACUUAGCUACAGAGCAUACCCUGAACACUCUACGAUAUGCUGACAGGGUCAAAGAGCUGAAGAAGGGGAUUAAAUGUUCUACCCCUGUCACAAAUAGGCGUCGCAGAGCUGGAAACGUAUCUCCAAAACGUGUCCAGAGCACUCCCUCUUUGCCACCUGGGGAAAAGAGCUCUCCAAAGAAAGUAAAGCUAGGCCUACAGCAUCCCUCAAGUGCAACAAAAACAAAGGUAUAUCCUGCAGCACUCCAGCCACCUGGUGUCCCUCUUACCUCUACCCCAAGGGCAGUCAGCAAAGGACAUGCCUACAAAGGAAAUACCAGCACACCGUGCUUCCAGCUCGUGAGCCCAAUUAAGGGAGUACUACGAAUAGCACAUCCCCUGAAGAAGAAAACUGAUGAUCUGUCCCCCCUCUCUGAACAGAGCCCCUCUGUGAAGGAUUUCAUCAUCAAAAGUGCUGCCACAGAUGAAACAAGAGAGAGUGGUCAGAGAGACAAGUAUAUGCAAGACAGAUCACCUGUCCAGUGCCUCAAAGUCCAGACAGUGCAACCUGUUCAGAAACAGCUUGUUUCUAGAGAUGAUAUUUCCUUUGGAGAGGGAAAUCUGCCCUCUGACAGCAGAAAUACUUUUGCUAAACAAUAUGUUGAACCCUGGACGUAUCUGCCUCCAUUUCAGAAGGAAAGAGAGGAGCAUUUACGUCUUUAUCAUCAGCAGUUUCAGCAGCCACCUAUUCUACAACAAAAAUUGAACUAUCAACCCCUUGAGAGGUUUUUAAUGCAGUACAAGCCCGAGGAGAUUCAAGUAAAACAGGAGCUGAGCCUUACUCCCACAGAAAUGCAGAACAAAGAGGGGAUGCCACUGGAAGAUCUGGAUGACAGCGAUUUCAGUGAAGAUUCUUUCUCACCUGUCUGUAGUCAAAAGAGCAUGAAAAGGGGAAACACCAACAAAUGCAGUCAACAUUCCUUUUUCCUUCAUGAAAGAGAAGAAGGAACUGAAGAAGAGCAAAAAGGCCAAAAGCGACAGGAUUUAUUUUUUAAAUAUGCAAUAGCCAUGCAAGAGCAUGAACUAGAUGACAGCUGGGAUUGUAUCGAGGGCAGCCCAAAGGCAGAGGAAUCCAUUAAAAAUGCAGGCUGCAGCAGAACUCCAGCAGACUGGAACUAUGACUUAGCUAUUGAGUCCCCUCCAAGCAAUACUGCAGAAAAGCCUUACUGCCUGCAGGAAGAUCCUGCUUGUAGCUGGAAACACAGCAAGGAUUUCCUAGCUGAUCACAAAGAGUACAAAACCAAACACAGAUGUCUUGUUUACUCCAGUGAAGCCACCUUAACUCCAGAAAAGGAUACUUCAAACCCAUAUGUAUCUCCUGUGUUGAAACCAGGAACUCCAGAGUGCAAAGAGAUUGAUCUCCAGCAUGAGGAGAGGGAAGAACCCACUUUGGACAAACAGGCUGCCCUCGCAGGAGAUGUACGAUGGAAAACUCGUAAAAGUGAAGCUAACCACUGUGUCUCUUCCAGCUGCUCCUCAGAAUUCACUUCCGAGGUAAUAGCCCCUCUCCUGAUGUCCCCUCUUGACUGUGAGGAAACAACUGAUCCAGACGAAGUGUCUUGCAGCCAAGAGAAGUCCCCUGGUGAGAAGCAGGCUCCAGGCAGUGCCAUGCAGGGCUCCCAGAGCAGAUGUGAGGAGGAGGGCUGGCAGUGCACGAGGAGCAGAGCCCUGACGGACAGCAUGCUGGAGCUGGGGGAGCAGAUCCGGCUGGUGGGAAGGCACCGCGCCCUGCUGUGCUUCCCGCGGGCUGGGCACAGGUGGCUCCCUCCUGCCUGCUGCCGUGCCAGGCCCUGCUGCUGCUGCUGCCGCCUGGGCUCGGGGUCAGCACAGCAGGGAGGGGGCUUGUGUGUUGGGCCCGACCCCACAGAAACACCCACAGCUGGAUCCCCGGGCACCAGGGCAGAGGGAGAGGGUGGGGUGUCCCACAGUGACUCCACGUGCAGGGAACACACCGGUGGCAGACGGGGCGGUGCUGACCUUAAAGAUGGUGCCGGUAGUUCAGGAAAAUCCAACUCGAGUCAAGAACCCAGCGUUGAGCCCAUGGCUGAGGAAACAAAUGCUGAAACACCUGAAAAGAGCUGUUUUUCAGAGGCAACAUGCUUUCUCAGUGUGGGGCACACAGAUCAUGCAGCCCAGUCCCCCUCUCAGGAGAACAGCCUGCUGGUGCAGCCCAAGUCAGGAGUGAGGAAUGAGGACCAUUCUGAAGACCCUGCCAAGUCAUCAUUCAGCAGUGAGGAAACAGCAUUGCGAAAAAACCAGUUAAUGCAGAGUGGUUUUACACAAGAGACUUCUGCUGCAGAUGCAGGAUGUGCAGCCAAAGAUGAUAAGCCAGUAGCAAAUGCAAAGAGCCCCUCAGGCAUGUCCAUCAGCAGCUCUCCAAGUGCUACAUCAGAGUUGGGGAAGUGGCAGAGGGAAACCCUAGAAAAGGCACAACAGGCUGUAAUUCGUGCCCAUCAGGAGCAGCUGGAUGAAAUGGCAUGCUUGUGCUUCAAGGAGGAGUGCUUGAUAAAUCAAAUGUCAGCAAUGGAUUUUCAGAAUUUCAUGGCCAUGCUGGAUGAAAUCUUGGAACUGAAGUCACAGUGUAUCCAAACAAUGCGAGCCCAGCUCCAGCUCUGUUUAGCCUCUCCUGGCACUGACAUGUCACUGCAACCACCUCCACCAGUUUAGACCUUCUUUGCUUCCACACACACAGGAGCAGCUAUGGAAAACACCAGCCAGCACUUUGCUGCACUUGGUGCUGCAGAGUGUGGGUGGUAGGGGAUAGCUUUUGGUUUGAUGUGUGCGAUUAGUGUGUAUUUUAUAUAAGGAUGGAGAGAAUUCUGAGUAAAUGAGAGGUGACUAAUUG